UUACUAAAAAGACGCAAUAUCUUUAUCUUGUCAAUGUCUCAUAUCCUAAAAUUAACAAUAUAGAACGUUCUAUAUUUAUUACCAAAAUAGUUGAUACUCAUGAAAACCAUUUAUUGAACCCAAGCAAAAUUAUAUUUGAAGAUGAAAAACAAUUUACUGCCAAAAUGCUGGCUGAU
Molecule: messenger RNA, 176 nt
Organism: Racocetra fulgida
Lineage: Eukaryota; Fungi; Glomeromycota; Glomeromycetes; Diversisporales; Gigasporaceae
Source: the annotation of a GenBank genome assembly